UUACCAAUUAAUAAUUUUACUGUUUUUCUUACGUAUUGUGAGUUAUAUAUGCAUAUGGGACUCAUAGUUAAAACAAACUAAACGAUUUACUACAAUGUGCUUAAAAAGAAAUAGUAUUGUGUGAUAUAACGUAAAACAUAAACUCGAUUAUUGAUCGAGAGGAUAGUCAUAGUAAGGGCAAUCAAUAAGAAGGCCAGUACAGGUGCAGUCAGAAGAAGUAUGGCAGGCGUUCUACUUCGAAGUCUUCAUAAUUUGGAAAGUUCGGCAACCGAACCUACUGCCAAGUGGACCGUUCCUUUGAGUGACGGGAAUCACGUAGUGGAAUUUGAACAUGGUACAGCAACAGGCCGACGUAUAGUAAAAAUUGAUGGGGAUGAAAUAGUUCACAGAGAUUGGAUGUUUCGUCUAGUCGGUGACGAAGUCUUUAUGUUCAAUAAUACUAAAUUCGUGAUUAGAGUCGAUCCGAUGCCAGGUCUGAAAUAUUCUUACUCGUUGUGGGUGAAUGGAAAGAGUUACAAGCAAUUUGUUCAGUCGCAAACAAAGAUAUUGGAAACUUGGUUGGCCAAAGUUGGGAACGAAGAAUAUAGAAUCGUGUUAGACAAACAAGCUCACAGUGUUUGGGUAAAUGGACAAGAGGUGGAAGUCGAGAACGAAUUCGUGGAUGGCGGUGCAGAGAUUCUUUUCUCCGUUGAAGGCUUACAGGCCGCGAUCAGAUCUUACAGUUCAGAACAAAAAGAAAUUGGUAUAGCGUAUUCUCUAUACAUUGAUAAUAUUGAAAUACAGCAAGAAGUUUUAGUGGAAGAGCAACCCUAAUUAAAAUAUAAUAUGUCUCGAGCUAUCUAUAAGUAGAUUUUUAUAUUUUACUUUAAUUGAUAAGUAUACAUAGUGGUUACUCAUAAAUUAUAUGUAUCAUUAAAUAACUGCACAAAUGUGACACACAUUUUUUCUUCUGAAAUGUGACAUAUUCAAUUCAGUCAAUAUCAAUCAAUGUAUCAUGCAAUUUUAUGUAUAUUUUUAAAACUAUGAUAAAUGUAAUAAAAUUACUAAGCACACACAU
This is a messenger RNA of Formica exsecta, 1057 nucleotides long. RefSeq names its product fas apoptotic inhibitory molecule 1. Gene Ontology annotation, biological process: negative regulation of extrinsic apoptotic signaling pathway via death domain receptors; canonical NF-kappaB signal transduction; positive regulation of neurogenesis. The coding region runs from base 220 to 813 and encodes 197 amino acids. NCBI's taxonomy places the organism in Eukaryota, Metazoa, Arthropoda, Insecta, Hymenoptera, Formicidae. The record is from RefSeq and is a predicted model, not a curated record. The transcript has 5 exons.